Synchiropus splendidus (mandarinfish) is the source of this 4440-nucleotide messenger RNA. It is a transcript of the gene vegfba, whose product is annotated as vascular endothelial growth factor Ba. Gene Ontology annotation, molecular function: chemoattractant activity; heparin binding; vascular endothelial growth factor receptor binding. The record is from RefSeq and is a predicted model, not a curated record. Gene Ontology annotation, biological process: response to hypoxia; sprouting angiogenesis; vascular endothelial growth factor signaling pathway. NCBI's taxonomy places the organism in Eukaryota, Metazoa, Chordata, Actinopteri, Syngnathiformes, Callionymidae. The transcript is spliced from 8 exons. Gene Ontology annotation, cellular component: membrane. The coding region runs from base 909 to 1625 and encodes 238 amino acids.
ACCUUAAAGAUGUUGUAUACGCCUGACUUAGUCAUUCAAGGGACGCUUCAGUUAGAGGUCAUUUUCCAGUCUCACGCCAGGAUCUCCGAAAUUAAAUUAAUGUGGAUAGAAAAUUCACCAAGGACACGACCUUUUCCACUGCUCCACACGCCUCCCUUUCUCUUGAGCAAGGCGCAUCACCUGGCUCCAGCAGCGGUGGGUGCCACUGUCCCGCUGAGAGUAAAGUUGGCAGCGCAAUGGUUACUGGAGCGCUUCUCAAGGGCAAAGGAAAUGAGGGAAGCGAUCACAACGACAAAUGAGAUCUGCCGCCGCUGCCGCCUCUCCUUCGUCUGCCUUCACCCUCCAGUGCGGAGCGCUUGCACCGGUCAGGGGAGGGUUCUGCCCCUGCUCUAAUUUUAGGAGAUCGUGGAGAUGCGCCUGGCCGAGAAACGUCAUUUGAGUGGGGGCAACGGCGGGGAGGCUGCGACCGAGCCAGGGAAGGGAGUAUGCGGCACUUCGCCUCUGCACGCCGGGAUGACUCGUCGUAUCUGCGUGGAUGUGAUUUUACGUCCAUACAUGCAGGAUUUGUGAGCCAUCCCUGGAGAAGCACCGGUCACGCCACUGGACCUUCGCCGCUGACCUGCACUCGCUGACUGCUUGAUCAGUACAGAGAGGGAAAGUUUAGACACGUGCCCUCCAAAUAUCCGGAUUCUACCCCUGUUCAGAUUUGCGCAUUCGACUGCUUCGUUUUAAAAAAGAAGAAGAAGUUAACUUCAGGUUUCCAAAAUGACACCUUUGGUCCAGCCAAGCAAUAUAAGGUGGAGAAUGAAACUGGACUCUAAGAUCAGUCAGUAGGGGGAUAACGUCAUUUUGGAUGUUUUUUUGGAUCGGUCCAAAAUAUUUUUGUGUGGCCCCUGGACUCCUGCACAAUGGGGAUUAUGCUCCAAGUUAUUCUAGGAAUGUUUCAAUUCCUUCUUCUCACCAGAAUCCCGACGUCUCAUGCCAAGCUUGUUCACUGGCGUCCAGCAGACACCCCCAAAUAUAGAGAAACUCGAGAAGUGCGGAAAUGGCUGGAGGUGUAUUCACGCAGCAGCUGCGAGCCAAGGGAGACACUGGUGGAGGUCUGGCAGGAGCUGCCGGGUGAAAUCCACCAUCUCUUUGUGCCCUCUUGUGUGUCAGUCAGGAGGUGUGGUGGCUGCUGCGGGGACGAGGCCAUGGAGUGUGUCCCGUCACUCACACAAACACUCACAAUGGAGUUGUUGAGGACGUCCUUCAUGAAGCACGAGCUGAUUGUGGUCCCGUUUAUUGAGCACAGUCAGUGUGAAUGCAGACUAAAAGAGAACCUGAGACUCCCUCCAACAUUACGUCCCGAUCGAAAGUCAUCGAAAGACAGGGAAAAGACGAGAGGGAAGUCCAGGAACACGACCACCAAUGCCAGCAGCAUUGUGUCUCCUGUCCCCCUCUCUCCCACUACAAUCCCCACUCCCUCAGUCAGCCUGCCGUCGUGUCAGCCGUGCAGAGGGAGGAAGUGGGUCUUGGACUCGGCCACUUGUGAGUGCCACUGCUCCAUCACUGCUGAGAACUGCAGCCGCAAAAAACGCAGGCUGAACAUGAGACGAUGCAAGUGUGACGCUGUCAAGACCUGAUGCUCCUCCAUGCUCGACUGUUUUACAUUGGAUUCUUCUCCUGCUUCUGUAUCAUGGGGAAUUCUGUUGCAUCAAAAUCCAGCAUCUCCCACCAAAAGAGUAUUCACUUGAAACACAGUAGCCAUCAGAACUGCAGUCCCUCGUACUUCCAGUGUCCAAACACUUAAAUAUUCACAUCUGCGACUUGAGUCUUGGCGAACAAGAAAGACUAAACGUGCUUGAACUUUUCUGGAGGAUUCAGUUUGUCCUCGUGAUCUUCACCUGCUGUUCUUAUCGGGACAAGAAGCAGUGGGAAUGUAUUUAAUCACACCAACACUGGGGCAGCUGUCCUUUGUAGUGACGCUCUGUGGAACGUUCAAGGAAACGGCUCAUGGGGACGGAGCCCUUGUUCAAGGCCGCCACCACAACUGCAAACAGAUUAUAGAUGGACACAUGCAGACACACCAGACAGACAUAGGAUUUACAUGCUGGCCAACACUGGUGUGUGUGUGGAGCUAGAUUCUGGGAUGGAUCUGUGUGGUCUCGGCACUGAAAGACUCAGAUGGGUUAUCCCUGCAGCCCUUCUCUCAUAUUCAAAGCGUUGGACGAUGGACUGGCUCUCCAAGCCGCUUUCCAGCAUGGGUUUAAUUUGGUGCUUUUGUCUCCAUCUUCUUUCGCCUCCUGGACUGAAAGCAGUCGCUUUGCCUCUCUUUGCUUCUCUUUCAGGCAGUGAGGAGAAUGACAAUAAUGAGGUCUGGCGUCUGUCCACUGCUUCACACACAGCACAGGAACACAGACGAGACUGAGAAGCGACACCAUCUUUCUCUCCGUGCUGCAGACGACACACACGCAUGCAUAUUGACACACACAAGGAAUGUGACAUGAAUGCAGGUAGCCAAACCCUUAAGUUCCAAACGUGCACCAGACUCAAGUGCAGAGAAGUUUAUUAAAUACUGCAUUAUAUCAAUUCUUUUAUACCUUAUUUUUAUUAUUCAGUCCAGGUAAUUGCAACCAUAUUGCUUCGUGCAAAAUGUGUCUUUGUUUUGUUUUGUUGGACGUUAAUCCGCCCACAUAAAGAGCCACACUGGGUGGCCCGCCACCAACACAAUCUGCAUUUACUAAUGGGUCACUAAUGAGAGACGAUAUACAUUUUAAUGUGAAAUUCAGAGAAUAAGCAGGGCGAAGGUGCUUGCGUGGAGCUGAGAAAUCAAGCCAAAAGCCAUGGCCACGGUGGUGAAUGAGAAACGUGGUCGUUCUGUUGUGUGCGGGGAAGCGUUUUUGAGACGAGGCUCCUUAAUAUUCGGAUGAAAUCUCAGCUGUGACGGACCUUGGACAGGUUUGUCAGUCACCAUGAUGAGUGGACAUUGAGUUGAGAUCUCAAAUUUUGUCAUACAAAACUUUUGUACUACAAAAAGUAAUUCAAAAUCUCACUUUUCGUAGUACAAAUCAGAGGAAAUUCUCCUGCCCCAGUCCUAUUACAAGACUGCUUGCAGCAAUGGAUGUGGUUAGAAGUGUCACAUUUGAUAAGCUCUGUAUUUAUCCUGUUUAUUGUUUCCAGGGGCAAGUGUCCUCGUAAAUGUUAGUGUGUAAAUGCUUUCAACUACUACCUCUUUGUACUAUUAUUGAGCAAAUAUGAGAGUAUUAUCCUUCAUUUUCCUACCAGUGCAUCAUCAUUAUAAUCCUCAGAAUCUCUUAACCAGACCACCUGCUGUGUGAUCAGAAGAGGAAAAGCUUGCCCAAAAUUAUGUGUUAUUCCGCUUGUAGAUGAGCUUUCCUGACCCAUUUUUUGAGCCUACCACAGAUAACUAGAAGAGCUCAGUGACCACUAUAUUUCCAAAUUAAAGGUAAAUUAGUGCUAAAACUGAGACUGGAGAAGCAUUCAUGUUCUUAGCUAUCUUGAAUGUCACAGAUGAUUAAUGUAGUCAUUGCUUCACUGUUACUUCCUUUAGGAUGAGGCAAAAAUGUAGGUCAUUUUGGAUUGUUAAAACAUGACCGGUGGAUCACAGUGUUGAUCAAAUGUGCUACUUUAAGUCAUGACGCCGUUAAACACACCAUUUUGAAUCUGACUCCGACGGCAUGGCAGGAAAUACUUUGUCAAUCUUAAAUUCAAGCUCGGAAAUGUGGAACAACAAGAGUGAACUCAAUGCACCUUCAUUUGUAAUACCGUCAGAAAAAGACAAAAAAACUCAAAUGUUCUCUAAAACAAGUGUUGGCCCUGCUGUGACUGAUGGAGUGAGGCUGGUUAAGAAGGUCAUCCAUUAAUAGUAGGAAAUUGUGUGUAACCUAUUUUUAUUAGCUGCUUUCUCUGCAUCCCAUCUUGCCCUGCGAGCGGGUUCAAAACCCACUUUAGACCAACCAAGUAGUCAAGCUAAAGUGAACUGAAUUAUCUGGAUGUAUGGUUUAAUCAUUGUAAUAGCUAAUGUUGCCAUCAUCUCACACAACUUUAGAAUGCAGUACAUACUACUGUAAUAUCUCCCCCGUCAGCAUUUAGCAUACAAGGUUUACCUUCUCAAUGUCAUCCACUGUUCUAUAUUAUUCAUAAUCUCUAUUUCCCAUCUGUGGUUAUCGUGCUGUACACACUGUCUUAAUGUAUUUGUACCUUCUGAUGUACUGCCAAAAUACUAUACUGCUGUAGCCAUUAUAAGAAAAUACAAGUUGUUUUCGUUGCUGCUACACCAUUUGUGCCCUACUACAAUGUCUCCAAGCAAAGCCGUUGAAUUAUCUUUGUAACACCAAGUCAUGUCCUCACAGAGCAUCAUAGAAUAUAGAGGCUAUGAUCCCAGGAUAUAUCAGUGAUGUUGCAAAUGUUAUUAAAGUAAAUAUCUUAUUUUUCAAA